AUGAAGACUACUGUCCAAGUACUGGCAUUUGCUUCGAUGCUUUCUGUAGCUCUUUCAGAGUGCAACUUCGAACUAUGCUCGUUUGGAUCAGUCGGAAAAUUUGACGACAAAGAGUGCAAGGGCAGGAUUCACAGAGUGGGCAAAAAUCCACGUGGACAGCCUGGAGUAGAGCAAGGCAACCCAGGCGACGCUCAUUGGGACUGGGAAGUCGAGACAACUUACUACAAGAUCAACAUCUGGGAUAGCGGCUUAGUUACGUACGAUUUUGGAGAAGGCAAUGCCUGUGUUAUGCAAAUAGCUAAAGGGAACGAUAAGUACGACGUCCUACUUCCAUCUAUAAAGGCCCACAACCCCAACUGGAAUGGACCUGGAUGCUGCCUGGACGCGAGCCUUAUUUAUGGUAUUACGGAUGUUUUUGUAUGGAAUUGA
Bipolaris victoriae FI3 is the source of this 429-nucleotide messenger RNA. RefSeq lists its product as hypothetical. The record is from RefSeq and is a predicted model, not a curated record. The coding region runs from base 1 to 429 and encodes 142 amino acids. The transcript has a single exon. NCBI's taxonomy places the organism in Eukaryota, Fungi, Ascomycota, Dothideomycetes, Pleosporales, Pleosporaceae.